UCGACUGGACUCCGUGUUUAUACACGACUCCCAACUGCUGUCAACACCAAAGAACAUGGCGUUCAUAUACCAAUAUCGGGGCUUGCGUCGAUACGUGAACGAGCUGGUUGAUGACGCCCGUCGUGCCCAGCACGAGCCAUCUUCCUCGGAUCAAGUAUCGCCGCAGCCUCUUGGACAUCCACCGAUACUAUGAGGUGUCUUGGGCAACCCACGAUCCCUUCAACCCGCAGCAAUGGUCGCAUGCCCGCCGAGUCGCCUCCACAAUGUGUGUCUGCCUGAUCGCCUUGGUCACCACCAUGGCAUCAGCCAUCGAUUCCGCCGUUCUGACCGAAGCUUCCCGGCACUUUGGAGUUUCCCAGGUCGCCGAAUCACUCGCAACUGGCCUCUACCUUAUCGGCUUCGGAGUCGGUGCGCUUAUUGCCAGUCCCAUGUCUGAAAUUGUCGGCCGAUUCCCCGUCUACAUUGGCGCCUUGAUCAUCUUCGGAUCCUGGAUUCUAGGUGCUGCGUUGGCUCCGAACUUCGGGUCACAGUUGGUCUUCCGCUUUCUCGCGGGACUCUGUGGUUCUGCGCCUCUGACUGUCGCGGGUGGUUCGAUUUCCGACGUGUGGAGUACGCUGGAGAAAACUUUUGGGUUUCCCAUCUUUGCCAUUCCGGGGUUUGGCGGGCCUAUCCUUGGUGAGUAUGAUAUAGUGUAUCGCGCAACAUCCACUGCACACCACCGGCCCGUUGUCGGAGCAUACAUCGGUUACAGUCCUCACAUCAGUUGGAGGUGGGCAGAAUGGAUCAUGCUCAUUUUUGACGGCCUGGUGAUAGCCAUCAUCUUUCUAUUCAAGCGCGAGACCUUUGCACCCCAGCUCCUCUACUACAAAGCCAAGUUUUUCCGCGAAGCGACCGGAGAUGCGCGGUUCAAGACAGCCGGCGAGGCCUCGGGAUCGGGAAGUCUGCUGCCCGUGUUGAAGAGGAACUUCACUCGUCCUUGGCUACUCCUCAUGGAGCCAAUCGUGAUCUUCUUCACGUUUUACUUGACCGUUGUCUACAUUGUCCUGUUCACUUUCCUGGACGGUUUGCAUGACGAUCCAUCGGAUCCCACUAACCCGCCUAGAUAUGUCUAUAUCUUCGCCGACACAUACGGAAUCAACGAAGGCCUGGCCAACAUUUGCUUUCUGGGGCUUCUCAUUGGGAUCCUCACCAGCAUGGUCCUCGUCCCUAUCCUUUAUCGCAAAACAGCCAAACAGUUGCGAGACGCUGGUGAUGAUGGGUCCGGUCGCAUGAUAGACAGAGAGUCGCGUCUCUUCUUCGCGCAAAUUGGAGCCCCAGCCAUUCCGAUCGGUCUUUUCUGGAUGGGAUGGACUGACUAUCCUUCCAUCGCGAUUUGGUCCCCACUAGCCGCCUCGAUCGCCGUCGGUUUCGGCGUCAUCUGUAUCUUCCUCUCGGCCUAUAUGUACAUUAUCGAUUCCUAUCAGCAGUACGCGGCGUCUGCACUGACCUUCGUGGCACUGGUUCGGUACCUGGCUGCGGGCGGAAUGACGGUGGUCGGAAUCCCGAUGUAUUCGAAUCUUGGCACCCAUUGGACGCUCACUGUUCUUGGGAUCAUCAGUGCGGUGGCUGCGCCCAUUCCCUACGUACUCACCUUCUGGGGCCCUUCUCUGCGGAAGAGGAGUAAAUGGGCCACAGCUAUCUCGGCGUGAGUGGAUUUGACUUGCCUUCGAGGACUUCAUCGAUCGCUGUUCAAGCAUGGGUGGUAUGUCUUGAAUAUGCGUUUUAACACUUUUCGUGAACAUACGUAAUACUUCGGUGAUAUAAUUCUGACGCGGAUGAGCAUGAGCGUAUGGAGAUACUGGGUUGGACAAAAUGAUCUAAGAUAUAUAGAGUAGAUGGAUGGUAUAGAGUGAAUAGGAUGGAAAACGCGAUGUAUCCAAGAACCCGACCGUAACCCGAUAUUCGCUGCCUAAGGCAUGAAGUAGAUAGUAAAG
Messenger RNA from Aspergillus eucalypticola CBS 122712, 1973 nucleotides. RefSeq names its product MFS general substrate transporter. Gene Ontology annotation, molecular function: transmembrane transporter activity. Lineage: Eukaryota; Fungi; Ascomycota; Eurotiomycetes; Eurotiales; Aspergillaceae. Gene Ontology annotation, biological process: transmembrane transport. The transcript has 5 exons. The record is from RefSeq and is a predicted model, not a curated record. The coding region runs from base 111 to 1688 and encodes 525 amino acids.